Molecule: messenger RNA, 3044 nt
Organism: Scleropages formosus (Asian bonytongue)
Lineage: Eukaryota; Metazoa; Chordata; Actinopteri; Osteoglossiformes; Osteoglossidae
Gene: setdb2
Product: SET domain bifurcated histone lysine methyltransferase 2
Exons: 11
Coding region: 396-2471 (691 amino acids)
Biological process (GO): heterochromatin organization; negative regulation of gene expression
Cellular component (GO): nucleus
Molecular function (GO): DNA binding; protein binding; zinc ion binding
Source: RefSeq, a predicted model, not a curated record
CACGUGUCUCGCAUCGGCGUCGGCACGACUCGGCAUGACUUGGCACUGUUGCUUUAAUUAUUGACAAAUAAAUUACAUUCCAUCUUAUGUGUCGAGUGCUGGAGAAACACGCAACUUCUAACUGAUUCCUAGAUGCGGCACUGUUCCGUUUUCUAAGCUGCAAACUCGCCAUCGCACACGAUCAUUGGCGUCGCUCGAAAAGAUCGGUAAUCGAUUAGUCACGUCUCCUAUGCAGGAACUGUAAUCGAAAGUGGGUCGGAUCCAUCAUGCACUUAACUUAAGGAAUGGCGUACGCUGCACAUGAUUAACAGGGUAAACCAAGUGAGAGACGUUUACCUGAGCUAUGCGUAAAGACACACGUGAACACACACAAGUAAAAAAAAAAGAAAAAAAAAAUGGAGGUCGGGCAGCACGAAAUUGCAAAGGCGAAGGAAUUUUGGAGCCGUGUUGAUGUAGACCACAUGUUCAGUAAGCUGAACAGAUACCUGGACAACGUGAGAGAGAUGAUAAAGACCCAUACUGCCACAGACAGAGAUUACGUCUGGAGCAUGGCUCUUGUGCUGGAAUCCGAAGUUUCACUCGGUAGCGACGGUGAGUUUGAUUCCAUCCAAGAAGCACCUCUGAGCUCAGACACGGCGUCGGCUUCCCUCACCCGAGAGGACUGUAAUCUGCCGGAUCUAGAGGAAGGAGUGGGAUGUGAAUGGAAGACAGAGAAUCACAGGAAAAUGGACGACAAAGUCUCUGAGUCAGAAGCUUUCGUAUCGAUAUUGAAUCACCCCAGUCCACAUACCCCACUCUCCUCAGUCCAGGCAGAGAGUGAAAACUCUCCUGUCUACCACCCAGCGCUUCAACCUGAAGUCGACAACCACCUUGGACCUUCACUGCCUUUUCUGCCCUCCUGUCAUCUAUAUUUCUGUGACCCUACCUGUUUGUUCGCUUUCCCUCGGUCUGUAAAUCACUUCCAGGGUGAGAAUCCCCUGAAGGUUCCUCUUUUGUGUAAUUUUCGCCGGCUGCUCGCUAAGCCCUUCAGGCAAGCUGGAGAACCAGAGGUAAAAAGGCUGGAUGUCUUAUACAACGCCCCAUGUGGGCGUAGCAUGCGGCACCCAGGAGAGGUCCUGCAUUUCCUACGUGAGACAAAAGCUGAUGGCGUACUGCGCUUAGACAAUUUUAGCUUUAAUGGUGAUAUCCUGGUGGAAAGGCAUUAUAAUCCUGCCACAAAACCACUGAUGUUUGAGAAAGAUAUUAGCAAGGGAGCGGAACCAGUCCCUGUCCAGCUGUGCAAUGAGGUUGAUGAGGCGCGGCCAGAGGAGUUCCGCUACAGGAAGGACCGAUGGCCUCAUGGCUGUUUCGUCAGCUCCAUCCCACUCUUCUCUGCCUGCUGCGACUGCCAGGAUGGCUGUAUGGACACGUCUAAGUGCUCCUGCUUGACACUUUCUCUCAGAGGCAGUCACGCGGAGGCCCAGUGCAAAAGCUAUGUCCCAGAGUUGUACACCCACAGACGGCUUCUCGAGCCGGUACCAUCAGGAAUUUAUGAAUGCGGUCCAUGGUGUGGCUGCAGCCGGGAACAGUGCCAGAACCGUUUGGUCCAGGAUGGUCUGCGUGUGCGUCUGCAAGUCUUCCGUACACAGAACCGAGGCUGGGGUGUGCGCUGCCUCGAUGACAUUGAUCGAGGCACCUUUAUCUGCACCUAUGCAGGAGCGCUUCUCAGGGCGGGAUCACCCUCAGAUGAAUCAUGUUUCAGCACAUCUCCUCAGUACCUCCCUUUGAAAAGGAAGUGGCAAGGGACAACUUCAGACGACGAAGUAGAGGUAGUGGAGGAAUGGAAGGUGGCCUCCGACGACUCGGAAGCGUUCUUGGACACCCUGGAUGCUCCAAACCUGGACCCUGCCAGUACCUCUUCUCUUUCACAUGUGUCUGUAAUCCAAGGCCUUCCAGAUUCCUUGGCACAAGACAAGACAGCAGAGCUGAGCAGAGGUGUACGGGGGAAAGAAUUCUCAUCCUGUUCGCAGUCCAAGUCAGUCCAAUCUCAAACAGAUUUAAAGGUGGAGGACUUGGAGGUAGAAGAGAGUAUGGAAAACAAUACUAGAUUAAGACUGAAAUGUAAAGCGAAAAGAACAGGAAGAACCUCUGACACACCACAUACAACGGAGGAUGGACACAGUGAUGAAGACCGUGGGCAAGAAAACAAAUUUUGUGAGGACUUGAAGGAACAGCUGUAUUAUAUGGAUGCCACAGACGAGGGUAACGUGGGAAGAUUCCUCAAUCACAGCUGCUGCCCCAAUCUCUUUGUCCAGAGUGUCUUCAUUGAGUCUCAUGAUCGAAACUUCCCCACUGUGGCCUUCUUCACCAGCAGGAUGGUGCAGGCAGGGACCGAGUUGACCUGGAACUAUUCUUAUGCUCCAGGAAGUGCUGCAGAACAGGAAGUUCCCUGUCAGUGUGGGCAUGAAAACUGCCAAGGAACCCUGAUCUGAGAACUUGGAAAAUACAUGGAGGAGAUAUUUCUACAAAGAGUUUUUCUUAGAGAUAGAAUAUGUUUUCAGAAUAUUAGAAUAUUUUUUUGAAAAAGAAGUCUAUAAUGUUUAUACUUUUACUCUAUAUUAAGCUUUGGUACGGGCUUAUUGAUGAAAUCUUGUGUGAAUGAAGAUGUAAGAACAGUUAAACGUCUUUCACCAAUCACUGAAUAAUAAAUGAUCCAUUCUCUCUCUGACACUAUCCAGUAACACUACUAGGAUUCCUUUUCACAUUGUAUCGAUUAGACAGCACUGUACUACAGUGAGGUUUUCUGAAAAUAAACUGACGGGAAUACUUAAUUUUAGCAGUUUUCCCCCUGCGCUAAAACGCAACCUCCCUUAUAGCCAGUUCCUGUGGCUGAGAUGCACACGACCUGAAACGAAACACUCUCCCUACUGUCACUCUGGUGAGCAGAGAGAGCCUGUCUAACUGUGUAAAAGAGGGAGGACGCAGUAAAUAACACACAACACAGAGACAAUCUUGUUUUGCUUGCGAAAUUUCAUACUCAGGAUGUAUUGGUUUAAAAAAAAAAA